AUGAAUUGGUUUUUCUAUAUGCAGCUGAAAAUGGCGACACGAAGGACUAGGGAGAAGUCGACGACUGCGGAGACCGAGUCUGCAGUGUUUCUCUGAAACAGGAUAAUUAUGUAAACAUAAUGCAAGAAGUGGAUGCAACACCAGUACAGUGCUCACGUCUUCCAUAGUGUAGGAGUUUGCAUCUAGGAGCGUUAUAAAAUAGACUUAUCAUCAUGGUGCUCAAGAAAAGAAAACAGAGUACGACGAGACUCGGUGAUGACAUAGCUAUCGCCGACUACGGUGCGGACGAAAACAUCACCGACAACGCCAAGAUCCAAUGGGUCAACCAGCCAUGGGUACGCAAGCUUCUCCGAGGAGCCGCCAUGGUCAGCUUCAUCUCGCUCUGCUUCAACACACCGAAGACCUUCGAGAAGAUCCCCUCCAUGGAAUACAUGACGCUGGUGGUCGACUCGGUCGUCACUCUCCUCUUCUUCUCGGAGACGAUCUUCAAGAUGACCACGAGAGGGAUAAUCUUUGGGGAAUAUGCUUACCUUCGUGAUAACUGGGGAAGAUUUGAUACUUCUAUGGUUCUGUCAUUGUGGGUCUCCAUCCUCCUACAGAUAUGCCAGAUUGCGAACGUGGUGCCAAAGUAUACGCCUUACACCAUCCUACGAGCACCGAGACCAUUCAUCAUGAUCAGAUCCUUCAGGGUCUAUCUCAAGUUCAAACUACCCAAGGCUAGAGUCAAAUCAAUCUUCAAGCGGUCUGGUCAGCAAGUUUGGAGUGUCACCAUUUUCUUGGUGUUUUUCUUGGUGCUGUAUGGAAUGCUCGGCGUUCAGAUGUUUGGGGAUCUCUCUACACAUUGCGUCAAGAAGGAAAUAGACAAUCAGACUUUCAGUGCAGUGGAUUUUGAUGUCAACUACCUAGCCAUCCCGGACACUCACUGCAACUUAGAGAAGGAGAAAGGUGAACAGUGUCCGUACGGGAUGGUGUGCAGGAUAAUCAGCCUGACCCCAGCCGUCAAAGGUUACAAUAGCUUUCAACACAUAGGUGUGAGUAUCUUCACAGUAUAUGAGAGUGCCUCUCUGGAAGGAUGGGUUUUCAUCAUGUACAAAGUGACAGACAGUUUCCCAUCGUGGAGGGGAUAUUUCUUCUUCAUCACAAUGAUCUUCUUCCUAGCCUGGCUUGUGAAGAAUGUUUUCAUAGCCGUUAUCAUUGAGACCUUUGCUGAGAUCCGUGUUCAGUUUCGUCAGAUGUGGACGAGAGGUGGGGCUGCUCAGUCUUUUGAUUCCAAGGUAGAGGUCUUACAAGACGACGGAACCUACACGCCCUGGAAGCUAACCAUCGUGGAUGAGAACAACAGUCGCGGUCCCGCCCCCAUGUGCUGUCAGAGAGUGUUGGAAUCUCGUUCCUGUCACUUUUUCAUCCUGGGUAUGGUGGCCAUUGAUGCAGUCUUGGCAUCGACCUACAACAUGUUCUAUCCGGAUAACGAAGACCUCAAGAACAGAUAUCAUAAGGGGCUCUAUAUAGCACAGGUUGGAUUCACUUUGCUGUUUGACGUUGAGGUCCUGUUCAAGGUUUGGUGUCUUGGUUUCCGUGGUUACUUCAAGAGGUCUCUUCAUAAGUUUGAGCUCUGUCUUGCCAUCGGGAACUCUAUCCGCAUCAUGGAUCCUGAGAGACUAUACUCCUCUCAGCUGGCUUAUUUUCAGGUUAUGCGCUGUUUCCGUCUCAUAAAGCUGUCACCUACUCUUGAAGACUUCAGCAGAAAGAUCUUUGGACCAUUCAUCAAGUUAGGAACCCUCAUCCUGUUCACAAUGAGUUCACUCAUCUUAGUCUCCGUCAUCAGUCUGCAACUCUUCUGCUACGUCGAGGAUCUCAAACAGUUUGAUACAUUCCCUACGGCCUUCAUGUCCAUGUUCCAAAUCCUGACUCAAAAGGGUUGGGCUAUCGUCAUGUAUGAGUGUAUGCUGGCGGCAGACAACAACGCAUUGGCCCCUGUUAUUGCCAUCUACUUCAUUGCAUACCAUCUGUUUGCUACUGUGAUUGUGCUCAGUUUGUUCGUUGCUGUCAUCUUGGACAACUUGGAGCUCGGAGAAGACUUCAAAGGAAUGAAACAGAUGAAAGCAUCAGAAAAAAAUACAGCGGCUAAGGUCUUGCCGCGGAGGCUCAGGGUAUUUCAAAAGUUCCCUGAUAAGCCUCAGAUGGUCAUGCUCUCCAAGAUCCCUUCAGAGUUUACAUUACCGAAGAUACGAGAUAGCUUCAUACGACAAUUUGUAGAGACAGGAACGGACAUGGAACGCUUGCUGAAAAGAUCUGCUAACAGAGAGAGCAGUGGUACCUUAUUAGCUUUAGCACUUCCUCCAGCCACAUACGCCUGCCCGACAUCACCGCUAUACCUGAUGAGCAGAAGACUACCAGCGUUCACGACACAGAUACAAGGAAAGCUACAGAAGAAGACAGGUGUUAACUGUAUUGUCAGAGAUUCAGCUCACCAGCGAGUCGUUAGCCUCGGCUUCAGUGCAGUGGGCGUCCGGGGCCGGAUGCUGAGUGAAUACGGGAGCCGUGAUAGGCGCUUGCGGGCAUUGAGAGGUUCCAUCAGGGGGCACAAGCCCAUGGAAUCCAUCAAAGACAACAGUGACAUCGCCAACAGGAAUGUGUCCUUCAACAUCAAGGUCAUUCAAGAGAGAAAACAGCAAGCUGUACAGAAAAGGAAUGCCAAAGAAGAGGAUCUGAGAGAGAACCAUCCGUACUUUGAUAUGCCCCUCUUUGCUGUCGGACGGGAGAGUAAGUUGAGGAAAUUCUGUACGGGAAUCGUCUAUGCUAGAUACAACGCUACCCAUACUGAUGAGUCAGGCAUGGUCAUCAAGAGGAGAUAUCAGGAGAUCCAUGAUUUUGUGGCGAUGGUGACGUACAUGACUUGGUGUUCCAUCGUGGUGACUACUGCAACCUGUAUCUCUAUGAUGUACGAGAGUCCAGUUAACAGAGUGAUGGAUAAUAAAGUGCUUGUCAUCGCAGAAUAUAUCUUUGUCAUUUUCAUGGGAUCAGAGAUGAUUUUAAAGAUUCUAGCUGAUGGUCUGUUCUUCACACCUAAAGCUCUGAUACGAGAUGUUGGAGGGUUCUUGGAUGUGUUCAUCUAUCUCAUCAGUGUUAUCUUCCUCUUUUGGAUGCCUAAGAACGUACAGCCUGCCUCUCUAGCUCAUGUAUUUCUUGUACUCCGAUGCUGUCGUCCACUACGCAUCUUUGCUCUCGUUCCCCAUCUUCGGAAGUUGUUCUACGAGCUCCUGCGUAGCUUCAAAGAAAUCUUCCUUGUCUCGGUUCUUCUCCUUGCUCUCAUCUUUGUCUUUGCCAGCUAUGGUGUUCAGAUCUUUGCAACCAGAUUGGCCAAGUGUAAUGACCCCAACAUUACAGAAGAGCGUGACUGUGUUGGAGAAUUCCGGAUCAUGGUGAGUGUGGUGAAGACGCACAAACCCAGAUCACCAGAAGACGAACUCCCUACUUUCUUGGUUCCUAGAGUUUGGGCCAACCCACGCAACUUUAAUUUUGACAACUUGGGUAACGCCCUAUUGGCAUUGUUUGAAGUGCUCUCUUUAGAAGGAUGGUUGGAGGUUAGAGACAUCAUCAUUAAUCAGACCAACAUGUGGCAUACGUUGUACAUACACAUCUUUGUCUUCAUUGGCUGUAUGAUUGGACUUACUCUCUUCGUUGGUGUGGUCAUCUCAAACUACUUUGAAAACAAGGGAACCACUCUGCUAACCAUCGACCAGAGAAGAUGGCAGGAUCUUAAAGGAAGACUUCAACUUGCCCAACCUCUUCAUUUGCCACCAAGACCUGAUCGUUCUCGUUUCCGUGCCAAGCUGUAUGACCUGUCACAGCACAAGUACUUCAAGCGAUUCAUUGCAUUCUUGGUUCUGGUCAACUUCUUUCUUCUCUCAUCCAAGUGGGAGGAUGAUGAAACAGCCACGGUCCUAGCCUACAUCUCGGUUGUCCUCACUCUCAUGUUCGUCCUGGAAGUCAUCUUAAAGUGCAUCUCAUUGAGCCCUAUUGGAUACUGGCAUAGCAGACGUAAUAGAUAUGAUCUCCUGGUCACUUUGAUGGGCGUGGCUUGGCUUAUUCUUCACUUCACCAAUAUGAAUAAUACCAGCUUUGCGUUUGGAGCAGCAACAGUUCUCUUCCGAUUCUUCACCAUCACAGGCAAACAUCCCACACUGAAGAUGCUGAUGAUGACGAUCGUGGUGUCCUGCGGGAAGUCUUUCUUCAUCAUCGUCGGGCUGUUCCUCCUGAUCACCUUCUAUGCUUUCCUCGGUGUCGUCCUCUUCGGCAAGGUCAAGUAUGGGGAACACUUGGGCAGACAUGCUAACUUUGAGAAUGCCCCCAAUGCCAUGGCAACACUGUUCAGGAUUGUGACUGGUGAAGACUGGAAUAAGAUCAUGCAUGACUGUAUGAUAAGUGAGCCCCAUUGCAGUAAGAGAGGAGAGAAUUAUUGGGAGACCGAUUGCGGCAACAGCAUUGCAUCCAUGGUCUACUUUUGUUCUUUCUAUGUCCUCAUAGCUUACAUCGUUAUCAAUCUUCUUGUUGGUAUCAUCAUGGAGAAUUUCUCUCUCUUCUACUCUAACGAGGAAGAUGCUUUACUCAGUUACGCAGACAUCAAAAACUUUCAAAUCACAUGGAAUAUGGUAGAUAUACACAGAAAGGGGGUGAUUCCGGUCAGCCGAGUCAAGUUUGUCCUGCGUCUGCUCAGAGGACGUCUAGAGGUGGAUAUGGAGAAAGACCAUCUUCUCUACAAGCAUAUGUGUUGUGAGAUCGAGAAGAUGCGGAACGGACAAGAUGUCACAUUUCAUGAUGUACUCAGCAUGCUGUCAUACCGGUCUGUAGACAUCAGGAAAUCUCUUCAGCUCGAUGAGUUAUUGGCCAGGGAGGAGCUUGAGUAUAACAUUGAAGAAGAGGUUGCCAAGGAGACGAUUAGGAACUGGCUCGACAAGUGUCUCAUUCGGAUGAGAGCUGUAAGUAAUGCCUGGAAAGAGAAAAGUCAUCAUCCAUCUUACAGCAAUCCAUUCUACGGUGGAGAGAAGCCAGAAAGACUGGUAGUUCCCCCUGCUUUCAUUACUACCCCUAGUCCGCCUAAAGAAGAUACUAACAAGAGCAAGGAGGAGACACCAGUCUUGGAUAACAUCGCUCCAAAUCCAGAAACCAAUAAGGAUUCAACCAAAAAAAAAUUGGCCUUUUCUCCAAAUGCUCAGACAAAGUCUGAGCACGGUGCUCCCAGUUCCCCGGGACACAAGCUGCUUGUACCGACGCUAUCUGAGGGUAACGUGAAGCCUGACGGUGAAGACAGUGCAAGCCUCAGACCUAGAAGAUCUAACAGGAGAUAUCAAACUGGUUCCACAUCAAGUUCCACCAGCGUGACACCCGUCAGCAGCACCUGCAGUGCCCCUGUGUAUCCUAGGAGUACUUCUGCUCCAACUGCUACAAAAGAAGUACAGGAUUGGUGGAAAGAACAGCUUCACUACGACAGUGGUUCGGAAGAAGACUAACAAACGUGUCAAGCUUUUCUCAAGAAAUAUUUGAUGAGUUUCAUUGCUUGCAUCAAAACAGACAAUUUGUAUACAGUAGGCUUGCGGAUCCACCAUGUGAGAGAGAGGGAGGAUUGAGGAGUCCUCAAAAC
This is a messenger RNA of Strongylocentrotus purpuratus (purple sea urchin), 5641 nucleotides long. It is a transcript of the gene nalcn, whose product is annotated as sodium leak channel non-selective protein. The transcript is spliced from 39 exons. Gene Ontology annotation, cellular component: membrane. Gene Ontology annotation, biological process: transmembrane transport; monoatomic ion transport. Lineage: Eukaryota; Metazoa; Echinodermata; Echinoidea; Camarodonta; Strongylocentrotidae. The coding region runs from base 213 to 5510 and encodes 1765 amino acids. The record is from RefSeq and is a predicted model, not a curated record. Gene Ontology annotation, molecular function: monoatomic cation channel activity.